Trachemys scripta elegans is the source of this 7557-nucleotide messenger RNA. RefSeq names its product rubicon autophagy regulator (gene RUBCN). The transcript has 23 exons. Bases 94 to 3189 code for a protein of 1031 amino acids. Gene Ontology annotation, cellular component: late endosome; early endosome. Gene Ontology annotation, biological process: negative regulation of endocytosis; negative regulation of autophagosome maturation. The record is from RefSeq and is a predicted model, not a curated record. Gene Ontology annotation, molecular function: phosphatidylinositol phosphate binding. Lineage: Eukaryota; Metazoa; Chordata; Testudines; Emydidae.
CAGGGGGCUGGGCCCGGCCCGGCGCGGGGGGUGGAGGCGGCUGGCAGGGGCCGCCCGCGCUGAGACAGGCGGGCUGCGCGUGCCCCGGCCGGCAUGGAGAUCGGGCGCUGCGGGGAGCAGGAGGCGAGCAGAAAGGAGCAUUGGAAACUGCUGGGCAAUUUGAAGACCACCGUCGAGGGAUUAGUGUCCAGCAACAACCCGAACGUCUGGUCUAAGUAUGGCGGCUUGGAGCGGCUGUGCAGGGAUAUGCACGGCAUCCUCUAUCACGGGCUCAUCCACGAUAAGGUGUACUGCAGGCAGAAGGAUUACUGGCAGUUUGUGAAAGACAUCCGCCGGCUGAGCCCGCAUUCUGCUCAUCACGUGGAGAAAUUCAUCAGCCUGCACGAGAAUGGCCAGCCAAGCGCAGAUGGUGUAGGUGAUCAAGCCAUAGCAGAGCUGUGGCUACAGCACAGUCUGCAGUUCCACUGCCUCUCCGCACAGCUGAAGCCGCUGCUUGAGAACAGACAGUACAUCAGGAAAUUCUACUCAGACGCUGCCUUCCUGCUCAGUGAUGCCCACGUGACAGCCAUGUUACAGUGCCUGGAGGCUGUGGAGCAGAACAACCCCAGACUUCUGGCUCAGAUUGACACGUCCAUGUUUCUCAGAAGGAGUGAGGCCCCAUUGCCUGUGACGAAGAGUCAAAGCCUGACGGCCCUCCCUGGUUCUGUAUGUAUCCCUCCUAUGGACUAUACACAGCACAGGUACUUCGGAUCCUUCUCCAGUCUGCAUCAACCAGCCUCCAACAGCAUGUCAGACAGGAGACCAGCAAGCCCCUCCAUGUGCAGCAGCAUGAGCCAGCCUCUGGAAAAUGCCCUGUACAACGUACCCCUCUUGCUGCCUGAGGACAGAUCCCCUCUGGGCCAACCUGGCCUCUCGCGGCUCAGUUUUAUCUCCCCCAGAGACUCCUUCUCUUCAGUCAGCGAGAUGAGCACCAGCACCGUGACCAGCCAGAGCGAGGACCCCUGGGCGAGUAGCCAGGAUGACACCCAGAGCGACGCCAAUGACGGGCCGGAGUAUCUGGCCAUUGGGAACCUGGGGCGGCGCGGCAGGGCCUGUAGCAGCCAGAGCAGUGCCAGCAGUAGCACCACCAACAGCAACAAGAGCAGCGGUUCCAACCUGUUCUCAUCCAGCAGCUCCCAGAAGCCGGAGUCCAUCUCCUCCUUGGAGGACCAGGGUGCGAGCGGCGGCAGCAGGGGGAUGAGUCUCUUGCGCAGGUCCAGCUUUUCGGAGGGGCAGGCAUCAACCCCCCAAGGGAUCCUCAAGAGAAGCCAUGCACGCUCGCACUCCGAUACCAACGUGGCCUCUGGGAAAACUCCCGGAGGCCUCAGGGAUAUCACCAUUAUAAUAGAAGAUCCAGUGGCAGAAUCCCAGUGUGACGCCUCGAGGGUGCCGGGUCAUGUCUCCGGCUCCACCCAGAGCAGCGAAGCGAGCACGCCCAGCUCCCUCUACAUGGAGUACGAUGCUGGCCAGUACCUGAGUUCGGGGGAAGGGAUGUUCCGAAGACCCUCAGAAGGACAGUCCCUGAUCAGUUACCUGUCUGAGCAGGACUUCGGCAGCUGUGCAGACCUGGAGAAGGAAAACGCUCACUUCAGCAUCUCUGAGUCGCUGAUCGCCGCCAUCGAGCUGAUGAAAUGCAACGUGAUGAACCGGCGGCUGGAGGAGGAGGAAGAGGAGAGUGACAAGGAGAUCCAGGAGCUCAAGCAGAAGAUUCGCAUCCGGCGCCAGCAGAUCCGCACCAAACAUGUGCUCCCUGCCUACCGGGAAGUGGGCUCCGACAGCUUCGUGGCUACAGACAGUGAGUCCCAGUUCAGCUCCCGUGACUCCAUGUGGCUAUCUGACUCGGGCUCAGCAGAGGACGUGGAGGAGUACGAGAUAAGAGAUGGUAACGAUGGAUCUAACCUGAUUCAAAUGUCCAAGAACGGCCUGUCAGUGUCAAUGGCUUCCUUGUUUUCAGAUGCGGACAUCAAGCGGGAUGCAGCGUCUAGCAGGAAGUCUUUCCUCUCCUCGGAAUCCAUAUCCCACUCCUUCCUCCAUUCGAACUCAGCGGAGGCCGUGGCCAUGGGCUUGCUGAAGCAGUUCGAAGGGAUGCAGCUCCCAGCCGCUUCUGAACUGGACUGGCUAGUCCCAGAGCAGGAUGCCCCCCAGAAGGACCCGAGAUGGUCUCUCAGAAAGCUCUUUAAGCGUCCCCGGUGGUAUAAGAAAAGGCAGUUCUCUAAAAAGCUCCGGCGGCUCCUGCCAAUUCCGGACUCUCUGCCCAUCUCGCCCGACGACGGAGAGCACGCCGACAUCUACAAGCUCCGAAUCCGGGUCCGCGGGAACCUGGAGUGGGCUCCCCCCCGGCCGCAGAUCAUCUUCAACAUUCACCCAGCCCCAACGAGGAAGGUGGCUGUAGCUAAGCAGAAUUACCGGUGCGCAGGCUGCGGCAUCCGGACAGACCCCGAUUACAUCAAACGGCUGCGGUACUGCGAGUACCUGGGCAAGUACUUCUGCCAGUGCUGCCACGAGAACACCCAGAUGGUCAUUCCCAGCCGCAUCCUGCGGAAGUGGGACUUCAGCAAGUACUACGUCAGCAACUUCUCCAGGGACCUGCUGAGCAAGAUCUGGAGCGACCCGCUCUUCAGCGUGCAGGACCUCAACGCCGCUCUGUACAGGAAGGUGAAGGCUCUGAAUCGAGUCAGGCUGUUGAGAAUCCAGCUGUUUCGCUUGAAGAACAUGUUUAAGACCUGCCGACUAGCUAAAGAGCUCCUGGAUUCCUUCGACACGGUGCCAGGUCAUUUGACGGAGGAUCUCCACCUCUACUCCUUAAAUGACCUGAAUGCCACUAAGAAGGGGGAGCUAGUUCCCCGCCUGACGGAGCUCAUAAAGGCAGGUACCCUGCACGUUGAGAGAUGCAUGCUGUGCCAAGCCAAAGGCUUCAUCUGUGAGUUCUGUCAGAAGGAGGAGGACAUCAUCUUCCCCUUCGAACUGAACAAGUGCAGGACGUGUGAAGAGUGCAAGGCCUGCUACCACAAAUCCUGCUUCAAAUCGGGCUGCUGCCCCCGGUGUGAGCGCCUGCACGCCAGGAGAGAGCUGCUGGCCAAGCAGAGCAUGGAGUCCUACAUCUCGGACUACGAGGAGGAGGAGCCGCCAGAGGCAGUGGCCGCGACGUGAGUGUGGUGGCGGAGGGCGAAGAGGAGACCAGCGGAUGUAUUUGUGUGCGUGGCCCUCGUCAUCAGAGACUAAACUAAGGACUAACCUGACUCUUUCACAAUAAAGGAGCCCGUGGGAGGGCUGAAUUGUGGGAGAUCUCGGAGCAGCUGGCCCUCACACGCUGACGGGAUCAGCUUGGUUUGCUUCAAGAGAGCCGGUUUCUUUGCUCUCUACGCGAUGGUGUUGGGGACGACGGACUCCGGACGCUAGUUCUCGCAGUCGGGAUCCUGCCGAGGUGGACACGCUGCUGCCUUCGUACAGGGUCUGGCGGCGAAUCCUGUCUGUGCCUCACUCCGAGCGCAAUGAGCGUUUGUAUGCCAGUGUGCUCCCCUGGCCCCUUAGGGAGGAGCUCAGCCAGAUGCUGGCUUAGCCAGGAGGUUCUUGAGGAGCUUCCACCGGUUAGGAGGUGAAAGCUCCUGUCUAGCUCAGCUCUCCACGGGGGAGUAACUGGAGUCCUGCCGCUGCCCAGGCUGGCUGCCUUGGGGCAGAAGAGAAGGGGCUUUUGCCAAGUCCUCUGCCUAUGACACGCCACAUCCUUUGCCGCUGACGGGACCUUUUUAACAAUCCCUUAUUCAGAACUGAUAUGACUUGAUUUGGGGACGGGGGGAAGAAGCAGCAGCAAACAGCGCCUUGUCCUCUGCCUGGCGGGAGCCGUCACGAACUGUGAAUACCUGCUGGGCUGGUAGAUCAGGCUAGAGCACGCGGACUGUAUGGGAUUUUCCCUUCGACCCGGCCCUGCUUUAGCUGCAUGCAGGCUGGGGGAGAGAUCUGUGCCAGUCGCUGUCGGGAGCAGCCCCCGUCUCCGCUAUUGAUGUUCGGUUCCUCAGACUGUGCCUGGUGCUGACGGAGCUCCCACCUGCUGGGUGAAGGGCUGGGCUUCGGCCCAGAGGCGUGACUGCCACCUUUCCCCCAGUGCUAGGUGCCGGGAGAUCGCCCUGUGCCAUGCUCUGGCACUGACAGCAGGUGAACAAGGGGUUUCCGCUCUCUGGGCUGGAAGGCGGGGAGGCCAGACAAUGAGGAAGCUGCAUGCCCAGCGUGGGGAGAGGAAACGCCUUGGCGGAGCCGGAGGAAGCAGCUGGUUUGAAGCUGGCCUCUCCCUGCUGACCUUGCAGGAGAUGAGCUGCCGAGCUGCUGUUACCCUGGGCUGGGGGCAGGGUCCCCCCGUGUCUGUCUGCCGGGGCAGGGGGGCUGGGCAGUUACUCUUAGAUCCAAGAGCACAGCCAGAGCUCAAUGCCGGGGUGCCAGGCGGAGUGGGGGCUCCUGCACCAGGCCCAUAGCUGGGCACUCAGGUGACUCCACGUGACACUCACCCCCACUAUUUCGGAGCUUGAUGAAGUCACGGUCAGUCUCAGUGGAGCCUUUCUCCCAUCCAUGCUGCACCCUCGGUGUAAUGUGUCCUCCCUGCAGUGGAUUCUGGCCAGGCCCGUUCCAGACCUUGGCGUUGGUGUGUCAGGCCUGCCAGUUUGUGCUGGGCUCCCCUGAUGCUGUGCGGCCCAAGGCUGUUCUGUGACAUGCACCUUUCACCUCCCGCUAGCAGAGCGCUCGGGGAGGCAGACAGAGCAGCAGCUGAGCAGGCCCCAUGCUUCAGCCAGCUCCCUUGGCUUUGAGAUGAGAGCUGCACUUCUCAUCCCCCUGGAUCAGGUGCCCGUUGGAGUGACCGAGUAAUGAGUGUGUCUAGCAGGACCGCCAAUAACGUGGUAAAGGAGCCGCCCCCGAGCGCACUGGGUAGAGCUGGCCUUGUAAUGCGGAGCGUCAUGUAGUCAGGAGAUUAGCCCGGUCCAGAACGUCUCCCCAGAACCCCACGCUCCUCAGUCACUGCCUAAACCACUUUGCCCUGCUGAGCCGUGUGUUUGUGUGGAGGGAUGUGGUCGUCCACAGUGCCCACUGGCUGCCCCCAGCCCAGCGUCCCUCAGAGCUGGUAUCAGAUCAGUCCCCAGAGCAGGGGUAAAGCUGUUUAUCUGCCAUCCGGAGCCCCCAGAGAGAGCCAGUGCCCCAGGCCAGCCCCUCUUCUCAGUGUAUCAUCUCAGCUGGGCUGAUCUUUGUGUACAUAGUGUUGUUUUAAGUUGAUCUCUUUUAAAGGCAAGUGCUCCUGUCUUUUUAACGAGCGGCUCUCGUUUGAGUUGGUCACUUAGGGCCAGCUUUUAAAGCUAUUUAGGUGCCUAACUCGCGUUGAUUUCAAUGGAAGCCCGACACCCCACAUCUUUAAAGAUCUGGCCCUUAGUGUCCAUUGCCAGCAGUACGGGAGGCAUUUUCUGCCUGGCAUAGACAAAUUGUGCUCCUCCAGCACUUCAUGCUAGCUCCAUCUGGGGAAAGCUCCUGGGAGUGGAUGUCCUGACACCCAGCUGAGCCCGGGCAGUCCUGUGGCGUGGCACAGACGGGCAGCGGACUGGGAGUUGGUGUGAUUUGGGGGAGUGUCCAGAGAGUCUACAAUGCGGCUUCAAUACGGAGCUGCAGCCUGUAGCAACUGCCCGUUGGGGUAUUCAGUGCUCCCUCGGGGCUGCACGCGGUGAGUGGACGUCUUUGCACGUUGGGGCUUGUGGUCUCUGCAGGUCUCGGCUCCGGUUUAUGGAAGAUGGGCGUGUCCCUCGGCACAUGGACACGUUUCCAGCGCGGGCGUUGGCUGGGCGCUCCAUGUAGUCGUGUACGUUGAAAGGCGCGGUUUGACUCGUGUACGUCUGAGAGGUGUGGGGGGGGGAGGUAGUGAUGGUGGCGGCUCUCCCUCAGCUUCUGCCCUGAUUGGUGGCUGGCACUUCAGGCCGAGCGCAGGGCGGUGCUGGGGCUCUAGCCUCUUGUGGACCUGGCCCCGUUCAUGCCAGUGCUGAAUCCCUGGGAGAGCUGCAGAGGCUGGGGCCGAAAUGAAACAGGCUGCAAGUGCCCUUGGAAGGAGGGAAGACUGCCGGGGCGGUCUGAGGGCCGGGGAGGGCUGGCUGCAUUUGGGCUCUGUCUCAGACAGGAUGCGCUCAAGGAAGCAGCCUCUCCCCACCACACGCCUGUCAGUUAUGUAGGUAGGUUGACUUCCUUGUAGCUGCCGUUUCCUCUCCUGCUGGAGGGCAGCAGACAAGAAGCUGGGUGACUCUUUGUAAGCGGCAGCUCGGUGGGACCGCUGUUUCUCUGGGGCAGAGUACUGGGAGGUGGGCGCGGAGGCUGAUGGUGGAACCAGGUUCAGAUCAGCUGUUCAGUGAGAGAUCUCCAUGCUAAAUGUAUCUGGAAGCCAAGGAGCGACUGCCGAGGGUGUUAUCCCACGGAGCAGGCAGCAAUGGUAGGUUAUUAUUCAGGGCAGGCCUGGGCUUUGGCAGGUGGUUUAACCGGGAACUGAGAGUGCAGGAGCUCCAGAGGUGGUAGAAUUCAAUGCAAAGCAGAGAGACGCUAGCAUUAAUAUCCCCUUUCUGCAUCAGAAGGGUGGUGGGAUCAAAGCCCAGGGCACCUGUAGCUCGCCCAGAACUGACCUCUUGCAUGUGCCUUAACUUGAGAACUGACCGUCAGGGUCUGCUUUGUGAGCUUGCUUUGACACCGCCCCAGCCAAGCCGUAUUCAGUCUAAAUGCCCAGCCCAGAGGUGGUAGCAGCCGCGAUCAGCUGCCCUCCUGUCCGUCACAUGCACGCCCCGUGUCACCUCCUAGCUUUCAGCCUAAUAACGCCGCUGUACUCCACGGAUGGCCGGCAAACUCCAGCUGGCUCCGAACAUUGCAUGUGCGGUGCCUGACGAAAGCCGAUCCCGUCCUACGAACUGCAGGAUGAUUUUCACUUCUACAGCUGUCAAAUCCCUCCUUUAGCGUCAGCCACGCCUGGUCUGAGACCUGGCACUACUGUCCAGACCGAUGGUGGUGUCUGACAGACCGAUUCCCUCCCAUCGGCCAGCUCUGACACAACAGAACGUUCAAUGAGGUUUUGUUUUGAAGCACUUUAACAUGGUGGGGUGUUUCCACGGUGGCUAAGCCUCUUGGCGGUUCCUAGAAGCACUGAUUAUAUUUCAAAAGACAGGGAGUGGAUUUGUGGGUUUUGUCCCCCUUCACGGUGGGACCUUUCUGGCUGAGACAGGAACCCCACCUGGGAAUUCAAGACAGCGGAGGGUUUUAAUGCAAAAUGCUGCACAACACUAAUGAAGCUGCUACUGACCCGUUUGCCAAGCUAUUACAGUACUUACCACUCUAAAUCCGUGUAACUGUAUGUGUACGAGCUCUUUGUAAAUAGAGAGAAGGGUCAUACGAUCCAAUGUACAUGAUAUUCAAUUGGAUUCCUCUCCACUGUAUUAUUGUACAGCAUAACAAUGAAAAUGCCGUCCCUAAUAAACAAAGUUGGUAAGAAGCACCUCAUUGGCUGCUUUUGCUUGA